This is a messenger RNA of Sebastes umbrosus (honeycomb rockfish), 4183 nucleotides long. RefSeq names its product WSC domain containing 2 (gene wscd2). Lineage: Eukaryota; Metazoa; Chordata; Actinopteri; Perciformes; Sebastidae. The record is from RefSeq and is a predicted model, not a curated record. The coding region runs from base 1033 to 2739 and encodes 568 amino acids. The transcript is spliced from 9 exons.
AAUACAGCAGGCAGUGCUGUUGGUCCGUGUUGGGAGCGCAUGCAGAGCGCACGGUGCGGCGCUGCCUCUCCGCAGCGACAAAACAAGCCUCCCUUCUUCACAUCGGACAGGCGACAGAAAAGACAGGUCGACCCACCGCCCGCAUCACAUCCACAUCCACGUCCACGUCCACGCUUUGACCAGCUGACUGGAGCGAAGAGUGGACCUUCUGAUGCGCACUGCUGAGCCUGCAGGGCCAUUUACAUCAACUAUACUCCCUCUCUCUCCUCUCCGCCUGGAGGCUGGAAGUAGAGCGGUUUAUCUGCGGUAGGUUAUUGAACGUAUGAGAUUGACAAACUAACGGUAGUUAUCUGCGGAUGAAAUCUGCUGAUCAGAGCGCAUUAUUUGUCAGAGCGAUGGUGGAGAUGAAACAUGUCAGAGCCGGAGAGAUCCUCAUCUGAGUUGCGUCCUGUGUGAACUGCAUCAACGCAUCUGCUGAAGCCUGCUCCUCUUGACUCGAGAUGGUGAGUCACGCCCUCUCUCUCGCUGAAUAGCCGGCCUCACAAAGGCGAAAGGAUCUCAGCUCAGCCUGUAAAUAAAACCCUCUUCCUUCUGCUCAGCGUGGGAGAAAGUGCCACUGUGGUGCUGGGGUGGCAUCUCUGUGGGCUGAUAACUGGAGUGAAAGCAGCGUUGAGGGAUCAUCUUUCACUCUGAGCCACUCAACUUUCAUGCCGUGGCCCCGGAGCCGGCUCUCAGGGCUGGACCGUCAGCGGGAACGCAGAGAGACUCUCACGUGGACUCAGAGCAGCACAGAGCACAGGUGUAAAGCAUCUUCCUCAGGAGACUGAAGAGGCAUACAUGAGGGGAAAAGUCAUGCUAUGGUUUGGAUGACCUUCCAACAACAGGAUUAAGACACUUUAACUGACUUUUUCUCCAUCUUUGUUGGGGCCCAUUUGGGCUGUGUGGUAGGAACAGGGACAGCUGGUGUUGAUGCUUCUGCUUUAUGAGUUUUCAUCACUUGGAGAGCGUAUCUGAGUGGCAGGGGGAGCCAGCAUGGCCAAGCCUCUGCUGAAGAUACAGCGCUAUUUCCGCAGGAAACCCGUCCGAUUCUUUUCCCUCAUCCUCCUCUACCUGACCGCUGGGAGCCUCGUCUUCCUGCACUCUGGCUUCGUCGGGGACAGCGGCCCCGGGGCCAGAGGGGGCCGAGACUCUGUGGUAGCUGCAGAGAUGGGGGGCCGGACUUCAAUGUCUGAUGCUCGGGGGCUUGGCAUCAUGAGUAGAGUGUUUAAGGAGACGCGCAGGUCUGGACGGAGGUACGGCCCUCCGUGGAUGAAAAAGGCCAGACAGGAGGGCCAUGAGACGGUGCGCAGGGGGGGAGACUACACCAACAACUGGAACCGUGCACUUAAAGGACGCAGUGCCAAAGACGUGGACGAUGGAAGAGCAAAGUAUUUUGGCUGCUACAUCGAUGACACACAGAAAAGGGCGCUGAGAGGAGUUUCCUUUUUCGACUACAAAAAAAUGACUGUAUUUCGUUGCCAGGACAACUGUGCAGAAAGAGGGUACAUGUUCGCAGGUCUGGAGUUCGGAGCAGAGUGCUACUGCGGUCACAAGAUCCAGGCACCCAAUUCUUCAGACAGCGAAUGCAAUAUGGAGUGUAAAGGAGAGAAGAGUAACCUGUGCGGAGGAGCCAACCGACUGUCCAUCUACAGGUUGGAGCUGAGCCAGGAGUCGGCGCGCCGCUAUGGCAGUGCCAUUUUCAAAGGGUGUUUCCACAGGCCAGACAAUGUCACUCUGGCACUUCCCUUCAGCGCGGUCAUCCAAAACAUGUCUGUGGACAAAUGUGUGGACAUGUGCACAGAGAGGGAGAAAACGCUGGCCGUCCUGGCUGGAGAUCGAUGUCACUGCGGCUUCCCGACUCCUCUCUUCUCCCUCCAUGAGCCGGAGGACGAGGGCAUGUGUCUCCACCGCUGCUACGGGGAAGAGUUCGAGAGCUGCGGGAACGACGAGUACUUUGUGGUGUACCAGACGCAGGUUCAAGAUAACCGCUGCAUGGACCGCCACUUCCUCCCCAAUCGUGCCAAGCAGCUGGUGGCCCUCGCCAGUUUCCCCGGAGCCGGCAACACCUGGGCUCGCCACCUCAUAGAACUCGCCACAGGCUACUACACCGGCAGCUAUUACUUUGAUGGCUCCCUUUACAAUAAAGGGUUUAAAGGGGAGCGGGACCACUGGCGGAGUGGGAGGACGAUCUGCAUUAAGACGCACGAGAGCGGCAAGAAGGAGAUCGAAUCCUUUGACUCCAGCGUCCUCAUGAUCCGAAACCCCUACAAAGCUCUCAUGGCUGAAUUUAACAGAAAAUAUGGCGGCCACAUUGGAUUUGCUUCCCAGGCCCACUGGAAAGGAAAAGAGUGGCCCGAGUUUGUGAAGAACUAUUCCCCUUGGUGGGCGUCCCACACAUUGGACUGGCUGAAUUAUGGAAAGGUCGUCCACGUGGUCCACUUUGAGAACGUGAAGAGGGACCUGUUCUCCCAGCUGAAGGGGAUGGUCCAGUUUCUGGGUUUGAAGGUUGCUGAGGACCGUCUUCUCUGCGUCGAAGGCCAGAAGGAUGGAAACUUCAAGCGAUCGGGGCUACGAAAGCUUGAAUAUGACCCCUAUACUCCUGAAAUGCGAGCGAACAUCAACGAAAUGAUCAGAACAGUAGACGCUGCCUUGAGGAAAAGGAACAUGUCCGGAGUUCCAGAGGACUAUAUGCCAAGAUGAUAUAUGUGAUCCCCUCAUUUUAUUUUUGUUCCUCCUCUAAUUGGACAGACUCUGCACCAUAUUUUGUAGGAUUACAUGAAUGAACAUAGGUUGAAGCUGUAGUGAGAAAUAAUAGUCUCUUUACCCUCCUAUUUUAAUUUUCUAUUCAUGUUCUUUCAUUUUCUGUUGAACCUCAGCAGCUUCAUGCAUUAAUAGAAGAAGCAGUUUUAACUUGGGAGGAAAAGCACUUCUUAUCCCGCUCUAUGCACAUGUGCUGUGUAGGCAUGUGCACAUGCCUUAACAAGAGGAAGGUACAAUAGCUGUGACUACAGAGAGGCUCAUCUGACUGCGCUGGGUGACUAGUUGCCAGUGACCCAAAACAUAUUAUACAAUACUGCAAAGUGUGUUGUAUGAGCUUAUUUUGUGCUAAAGAGAAAUAUGAGAAAUCAAAACAUUAAAAUGUAUGAAUCUUCUGCUGCUAUCACAGUUACAGAAAAAUACUAUUUUAUACAUAAAAACUUUAAAACGUUUAGCCCUUUGUCAGAGGGAAAAAAUGCAAUAUGCAGGCUAUAACUACCUGAUGAUGAUACUGUGUGUUUCCAAGUUUUUGUAAGUUAUUCAGCUUAGAGGAUUCUUGUUUUCAAUGAUGAAGAGGUAAAGAACUCAGCUCCUCGUAUUCAAGAAGAUGAAUAAUCCCUCUUGAAGGCACUGACUCCAGGAGAGAAGAGGAUUUAUCUCGACAGCAUUUAUUUAUCUCUGGUGUGCAGUGCACAUGUCGACUAAUUUGGUUGUGAAUAUGUUUUUUUAACACUGGACCCGAUGCAGAAAUCCAAAAAGCACUUUGCUGUGCAACACUUGCCCCAAAGAUCACUGAGGAAUUAGGCGUUACACUCGUGUUAUAGAUCGGAGGUUACCUUUAGCAGUAGUGAUCGUUAUAGGUUGAUUUUAUGACAGUUAUUCAUAUUGAUUGAAAACAGUUUUUUGUUUUGUCGCUUUGUUGUAAGAACAGUUAUGAAGCAGUUAAAUCAUUUUACUCCUUAUAAUUUAAAAAGAAUCUCUACAAAAGUGUGAAAAAUUCUGCUCAGAUUCUGUAAGCAGCACGUCUUAUAACGGUACUCAAUGUGCUAUGCCAUAUGCUUAAAAAUAAACAAAUAUAUUAAUAGAUACAUGAGUAUAUAAAUAAAUAAAACUCUGGUAAUUGAGAGCCAGAAAACAUGAACUGACUUCCAUUUUCAGAAUGAUAUAAAUAUAUUUUUUUAGAGUGCGCUGACGCAUCGACAAUAUUUCUAUUGCAACGAGCAAAACGGGAGAAGUUGUUUCUAUUUUUAACACAUGCUUUAAACUUUAUUGGCUCUCGCUCUCAUUGACAAGCCGGCACUUUCUGAACGUAGGUGUCACAUAUGAAUGUAUUUUCUAUGGAACGAAUGUAAUGUGAUAAGGCCCAAUAAAUGAGUACAUAAAAUCA